AUGGAGGCUACGGAGGUUGACAACGAUACCAGGGGGUGGAUUAUGUGUAUCGUGAGCGGAAUUGCCUGCGUUGUCGGCGCAUCUAUCAUCUGUGUCGACAUCUUCGUACAAUGGUUUCCAGGGCAGCGCAACUUCAGAAUACAAGACAGCAAUGUCUUCCUCGCCAGCUCUCUAAGCUUGAGUUUUGGUGUUAUGCUCUAUUCCGCGUUAAACAGCAUGCUGCCGUCAGCAAAACAAUACCUUAAGGAGGACGGCUUCCAAGAUUCAACAGCGGGCUUCAUUAUGAUGAGCUGCUUUAUUGGGGGCUUCUUUGGCAUCCAGGUUAUUUCGCGCCUGCUGCACCAGUACAUGCCGUCGCACGUAGUCGACUGCGACCACACACAUAGCGAAGCUGAUACCCGCUCGCGCAGCCAAAGUCGGAAAACAUCUCUAUACUCCGGAAGCCGCCGGUCUUCCCGAAGGCCAUUCGUCGAGAGCAUAACCAAGAAUGGCCAUGCCUCUGAGUCCACGCCUCUGCUCAACGGAGAGACGCACGAAAAUGGGAGCACGCUCAUGCCUAAGCGGCAUGCUUCCAGCAAGGGCAAUUUGAGCAUCAACACCGCGCAUUCGACACCGGCGCCGCGGACUUCGCGGAGCCGCGGUGCUACGGUUGAAAGGCGACCAUCCAUGGCCCAGGUCCAACAACGGGUCAUGUCUUUCGUCAAGGAUACCAAAACGAAUUGUGAUGAAGAGGGGCCCUGUUUUGGAUACACUGACCCUUGUGGCCAGGAGUGCUUCAAGCAUCUCGGAGCCCGGUCGGCAGCUUCUUCGAGGCACCCGACGAUGCUGAGGACCAGUAUGGCGCAGCUAUAUCCAAGUCAUACCGACUUGGAGGACUUGGAGGAAGGCGGGUCUUCGUCGUGUCACUCGCCAAUGAGUGGGCUAGUACGCACCAGUCGCGCGGCAUCGCGAGAACCUUUGCCUUCACAUGCCCACGCCGAUAACGAAGCGCAUGACCACGAGCACAGCCAUAGCCACAGCCAUGGCCAUGGCCAUGGUCAUGAACACGACCAUGAUGCACACGGUGAGCACGAGGGAGACGAGGACCUUGAGGCUCAGCAUCAUCACCAUGUCCCUACCAACGCUUUCCUAUCCCUCGGACUGCAAACCUCGAUCGCCAUCGCCCUCCACAAGUUCCCCGAAGGCUUCAUCACUUACGCCACGAACCACGCCAACCCUUCGCUGGGUUUCAACGUCUUCAUGGCGCUCUUCGUCCACAACAUCACUGAAGGCUUCGCCAUGGCACUGCCACUUUACCUGGCCCUCGGGAGCCGUUUCAAGGCCAUGUUCUGGGCUGCCGUCUUGGGUGGUCUCACCCAACCCCUAGGCGCAGGCAUCGCCGUGUUGUGGUUCAAGCUUGCCAACCACACCCACCUCACGCCCAACGCCAUGGCCUACGCUUGCAUGUUUGCCAUUACCGCCGGCAUCAUGGUGAGCGUCGGUCUCCAGCUCUUCGUCGAGGCGCUCAGUUUGAAUCACAACCGUAACCUUUGCAUCUUUUUCGGUUUCUUGGGCAUGGCUCUGCUGGGCAUCACCGGCGCCAUCGCAUCUACGCAUUAA
Messenger RNA from Colletotrichum karsti, 1599 nucleotides. Its product is annotated as vacuolar zn-iron permease. The transcript has 3 exons. The record is from RefSeq and is a predicted model, not a curated record. Gene Ontology annotation, cellular component: membrane. Gene Ontology annotation, molecular function: zinc ion transmembrane transporter activity. Lineage: Eukaryota; Fungi; Ascomycota; Sordariomycetes; Glomerellales; Glomerellaceae. Bases 1 to 1599 code for a protein of 532 amino acids. Gene Ontology annotation, biological process: zinc ion transmembrane transport.